Messenger RNA from Phyllopteryx taeniolatus (common seadragon), 832 nucleotides. RefSeq names its product metalloproteinase inhibitor 2-like. Lineage: Eukaryota; Metazoa; Chordata; Actinopteri; Syngnathiformes; Syngnathidae. Gene Ontology annotation, molecular function: protease binding; metalloendopeptidase inhibitor activity. The transcript is spliced from 5 exons. The record is from RefSeq and is a predicted model, not a curated record. The coding region runs from base 160 to 768 and encodes 202 amino acids. Gene Ontology annotation, biological process: negative regulation of membrane protein ectodomain proteolysis; negative regulation of endopeptidase activity. Gene Ontology annotation, cellular component: extracellular matrix.
ACGUGAAGCUGAGAUUAAGCAGCGCAAGCUAGCUGGUGCUCCAGAAAACAGCAACCCUUCUCCAACAGUGUCCUGAGCAACCUGAACCUUCUCAUUUCUGCAUUAUUCUAUAGAUUUCUUGUUUUUUUUUUUUUACUUUGUUGGCCUGCGCUAUCAACAAUGAGCUGGACGGUGAAGACUUUUGUGCUGCUGUGCUUGUGGCAGCUUCAGGAAGGAGCACAAGCCUGCAGCUGUUUUCCAAGGCAUCCACAGGAGGCGUUUUGUCAAGCAGAAGUCGUCAUAAAGGCGACGGUUGUUGGGAAGGCUGACGUUGUCUUAAAUACUGGUGAGAAAAUGCCUGGUAUCUUCAAUCCUGGUGUCUCAAAUGUUAUCAAGUAUGACAUCAAACAGACUGAGGCAUUCAAGGGCCCAGAAAAGCUUUUUGGUUCCGUCUACACUGCAAGCAACUCUGCAGCGUGUGGAGUCAAUCUGGCCAAUGGCACAGAGUAUCUAAUAUCAGGCAGACUGGACAACAAUGCUUUGCUGGAUGUCUCCUUGUGUGACUUCUUUAUGCGGUGGGAGGACAUGAGCGCCACGCAAAAGAGAGGUGUGGCGCAGCGCUACCAAAUGGGCUGCGAUUGCAAGAUCACACGCUGCUCAUCUAUCCCAUGUGGAAGCAGCCGCGCGGAGUGCUUGUGGACAGACUUUCUGAUGGGGAACUUGUUCCGACACUUUACUUGCAUCAAGAAAAGCGACGGCUCAUGUGCCUGGUACAAUGGGGUCGCCUAACCCAAAAGAAAGCUGUGGAUAUUGAAGAACCUUCGAUAAAAAUAAAAGUAUACUCAUGGAACAA